AUGGGUAGUAAUGGAUUUGAUCAUCCAUUAAAAAAUUCAGGAAAGGAAGUACUUGGCAGUAACCAUGAUCUGAAUAGGAGUUUCGAUCAUACCAGUAGAGGUGAUGAAUCAGUGACAGUUGAUUACGUGUCUUCGGAGGAGCAAUCUGAAGCAGUGUCUUUUCAGGAAGCAGAGAAGCAGAAGACGAAGUCAGGGAAGCAGCCACCAACUCUAGAGAUUUUCAAAUCAAAAGAAUUGAAUUUUUCUCCUUCACCUCGAAGACCAUCUGAUCUUGAAGGCUUCAAUCACUGCAUCACUGCACCUGCUGAUGCUCAUAGACAUCCACUGUUCGAUGGAAAUGAUAAUAUUACAUUCUAUAGAUCCAUGACAGAGAACAGGGCAUCAAGGCAUGAGCUAAAAUUGGAUAGACUGUCAGAGCGUGAAAAGAAGAAACUAAUCAUAGAGCUAGUCAAGAUACAAAAUGAUGGAACAGUCGAGGUUGAUAUCGAUGAAAAUGCUCCUGUUGCUUCAGAGUUGUUAGAGCUUCAUUCAGUUGAAGAGACAUCUUUUUUUGUCAAUGAUAGCACUUCUGGUUGUAAUAGAUCAAUUCCAAGGCUGAAAAUUGCCUUGCUUGUGGAAUUUGGUCAUCAUGUUAGGCUGGCAACUCAUUCUAACUUCAGCAACUUUGUGAGAUCGGCCGGUGUAGAUUUUUAUCCUUUGGGUGGUGAUCCUCGGGUAUUGGCAGGAUAUAUGGCCAGAAACAAAGGUUUCAUCCCAUCUGCACCAGGAGAAAUAUCCAUACAGAGGAAGCAACUGAAGGCCAUUAUUGAGUCUCUUCUUGCUGCAUGUACAGAACCAGAUAUGGAAACUGGUGUGCCUUUCAAAGCCCAGGCAAUUAUUGCAAACCCUCCGGCAUAUGGACACGUACAUGUCGCUGAAGCUCUUGGUGUACCAAUUCACAUAUUCUUCACAAUGCCUUGGACGCCAACAUAUGAAUUUCCUCAUCCUUUAGCACGUGUACCUUCAAGUGCUGGUUAUUGGGAAGAGAAAGCUAAAGCUUCCACCGAUCGCAUACUUCAGUACGUACCAUGGAUCAAUAUCCCAUCUGCCUACAGGUUAUAUGUGGAGCCCCCAUCUUGUGCCAAAGCCAAGUGUCAUUACUGGGGGUCCUUAGUUGAUGUAGUUGGUUAUUCUUUCUUAAACCUUGGAUCAAAAUAUGAACCUAAAGAAGAUUUCCUGCAAUGGAUUCAGAAAGGAACAGAACCCAUGUAUAUUGGAUUUGGGAGCAUGCCUCUUGAAGAUCCCAAGAAUACUAUGGACAUAAUAUUGGAGGCUUUGAAAGAUACUGGACAAAGAGGAAUAAUUGAUCGAGGUUGGGCAGAUCUUGGAAAUUCAAUGGAAGUACCUGACACCGUCUUCCUUUUGAAGGAUUGCCCUCAUGAUUGGUUAUUUCCUCAAUGUGCUGCCGUGGUUCAUCAUGGUGGUGCUGGAACCACAGCUACGGGACUAAGAGCUGGGUGCCCGACAACUAUAGUGCCAUUCUUUGGGGAUCAGUUCUUCUGGGGUGAUCGAGUGCAUCAAAAAGGGUUGGGACCUGCACCGAUACCAAUAGCUAAGCUCAGUGUUGAGAGCCUUUCAAAUGCAAUAAGAUUCAUGCUAGAGCCUGAGGUCAAAUCUCGAGCUAUGGAGUUGGCUAAGCUGAUAGAAAAUGAAGAUGGUGUUGCAGCUGCAGUUGAUGCAUUUCACCGGCAUUUACCUCCCGAGUGGGAUGACCGGAUGUCUGACCAUCAACAACCAGCUACCCCAUUUCUGGCCGUUAUGUGA
Messenger RNA from Dovyalis caffra, 1803 nucleotides. NCBI's taxonomy places the organism in Eukaryota, Viridiplantae, Streptophyta, Magnoliopsida, Malpighiales, Salicaceae. The record is from the annotation of a GenBank genome assembly.